Molecule: messenger RNA, 447 nt
Organism: Rhinocladiella mackenziei CBS 650.93
Lineage: Eukaryota; Fungi; Ascomycota; Eurotiomycetes; Chaetothyriales; Herpotrichiellaceae
Exons: 2
Coding region: 1-447 (148 amino acids)
Source: RefSeq, a predicted model, not a curated record
AUGGGUCAGCUUGGCUCUAUCGAAGAGACCGAGGGUGACACAAUGAGUGGGUUGCCAAAAGAUUCGUCUCCGAGAGACAACAACCAGUCACCACUUCCUCAGGAAGAGGACGAUGCAAAGAAAACUUCUUCUCCAUCUCAAACUAAGCUCACACUGAAGAAUACCCAUAUUCGUGCUGAUUCAGCGGCCUCUUCCUCCCCCAAGACGACUCCCACGCAGAACUCGCUCUUGGAAAGAAGGUCGAAUUGGAAUAGAAGGCUAAGAUGGCGCCCACGGCCGAGAUGGAGAAGGAAUCCAAUGGAUACAUGGGACAAGGACAUGGAAAAUUUCCGCAUGUCGAGGGAACCAAUGUUUACUCACGGACGCAGCUCCAACAUUGAACGUGGCAGUUCUGGAACACAACCUGAUGACUGCCAGACUGGAACGCCCGACACUGAGCCCUUUUGA